Clonostachys solani is the source of this 816-nucleotide messenger RNA. The record is from the annotation of a GenBank genome assembly. Lineage: Eukaryota; Fungi; Ascomycota; Sordariomycetes; Hypocreales; Bionectriaceae.
AUGGCUAAUAACACGAGCAUUCUUUUGCUUCCAGGCUCAUUCAUGCCCGAGACAGUCUAUCAAGAUGUCUUAGAUGCCGUGGCCAUGAGAGGAAUUGAUAUUCGUUUUCUUCCACUUACGUCCGGGAGUCUCGGAUCAGACGAUCACAGAGAGCCGCCGAAUAUGUUCGAUGAUGCCGCAGCAAUAUCGCAAGAGGUCGAGAAAUUGGCAGAUCAAGGCAAGGACGUCAUCGCUGUCUCGUCGUCGUAUUCUACCGUUCCUUUGACACAGAGUUGCAAAGGACUUAGCAAGGCGGAGAGAGAAGAGGGUGGCAAGAGCGGGGGCCUGGUCAAGAUCGGCUUCAUGCCGUCUGUGAUACCUGAAAUGGGACAGGCCGCAUGUGAGGUCUUGGCCGAUGUCCCAAGAGAAAAUAUAGUCCCCAUGAAGGGAGAUCUAAUCGGCGUCUCGUUCAUGCAGACUUCUGGGUGGUUGGAGAUGGACCCAGAUCACUAUGCUCAUAUCGGAUCCCUGAUCUUUUCGAAUCUCUCGACGGAUGAGCAGGUUGUUUGGGCAAGCAAGACGCGCCCGCACUCGUCAAAGGUCUUUCGCGACAAGGUGACCUUUCUCAGCUACACGCUUCCUGGCGUGGACCUUGCAUUCCUCUCAUGCGACAACGACAAGUUAAUUUCGCAAAAUGAUCAGAAACUCGCAAUUGACAGACUAAAAAGGGCUUCUGGAAAGACGGUGGAUGUCACCUUCGUUUCGGGGGAUCAUACUCCCGCUCUCUCCGCACCCAGCGAGGUGGUGGAGUGGUUUGUAAAGAUUUCUGAUAUCUAA